AUGAUACCAUUUCAGUGCUUAACUGUUGAAGGAAAAUCUAUUUGGGAAAAGGCAAUUGAUUGCGAAAAAAGAAAAUCAAUAAUUUAUUCUUGGGAAUCAAUUGGAAAAAUCAAAGAAUUUCAAACUCCUUCAUCAAAAUAUUUAACAGAAUCAGAUAUUUAUACAUUUGAAACCAUUAUCUUUAAACAUUUUCAUGAUCAAUUUUCAAAUUAUGGAUUAGGAAACACCAAAUCAUAUAAUAAUUUGAUCAAAGUAAGAUUAAAAAAAUUUGUUAACAAAAUACCUGACAUUAGAAGUGAAGGUUAUAGUGCUAAAAGUAUGAAAAUGAUUUUAUUAAGAUUUUCAAACAUCGGAACACAUAUAAAAAGAUUAGAAAAUGUCGCAGAAAAAUGUAUCAAUAAUCCACAUUUUUAUGGUUUGACUGGUGUGGCUUUUGGGAGAAGCCUUGAUUGUUUCACUUCUUUUAUAAGAACUUCAAUUCUUGUUAGGAUAGAAAAAUCUAUAAUAAAUGAUGAUCAAAUCAAAAUCAUUCAAUUAUAUCAUUUAAUGGAUGAAACUUCAAUCAUACUUGAAAUAAUUGCCAGAUUCUGUAAAUGUGAUGUAUCUGAACAACAUCUUUUAUUAUUACCCGAAAUUCAACAAGAACAAUGGAUGGAUCAAGGAUUCUAUUUACCAUUUGGAAAUGAUAUUCUAUCAGAAAUCUAUAAUUUUAUAGAAUUAAUUGAUAUAUCUGGAUCAUUGUUUCUGAAAUCAGUUUUUCUUGCAUUCUUAGAACAAUCUAGUUGUCCCUUCUUUGAAAUGUUAAGUUCUUGUGAAAUUCUUGGUGAUCAAUAUUGUGACCCAUAUGGUGAAUUUUUCAUUGAAGUCAAAUCUUGUGUUGUUCAAGAUGAAAAAUAUUGGGAAACUGGAACAAAUAUGAAUAGAAAUCAUUCAUUGCCAAUUUUCAUUGAUUCUGAUGUUGCAAGAGAUAUUGUAGAAGCUGGGAAAUCACUUAGACUUUUACGAGAUUGUUACCCAAAUCAUGCUUUAUGUUAUCUUGGAAUGAAAGCUCAUGAUCAAAAAAGCAACACAACUUCAUCAACAUUAUGGAGUGUCAAUUUGAAAUGGAUUUUUACACAAGGAGAAAUUGACGAUAUGCAUGAUCAUCUUCGAAACUACUUGAAAGAUAAGACUUUUGAAAUCCUUGCUCAACAAAAACAGAGAAAGAUUGAUCAUCUUCCAAUUAAUAAAACUAAUAGCUUAUUUCAGAAGCAGCAACUAAAUCAACAACAGCAUCAUAAUCACCACCAGUGUCAUUUCAAUUCUAAUUCUAAUCCUAUCAAUCACUCAAAAGUAGAAAAAAAGGGUUCAAAUAAUUAUACAAGCAAAACAUUAGUAUUUGACAUAAUCUCAAACAAAGAAAAUCCAACAAUAACCUUAAUAGAGCAUUUUAUUGAAACUCAAUCAUCUCAAAAAUCCUAUAAACAAUACGUUCCUCCUUUAGGCGUGAUAAAAGAUCUUGUUAUAAGACACACUCUUUUAUCCUAUUGUCAAUUGUUAAAUUCUUCAAUUCUUUCUGUAUUUUUUCAAGAAUAUAAUCUUUGCGCUCAUUUUAAAGUUUUAAAAGACUUUAUGCUCAUGGGGAAUGGUAAAUUUGUUCAAGGAUUGAAUGAUGCUCUUUUUAGUGAUAAUGUUGAUUACGGUGAAAAAUUUUAUGACACCAAUUAUUCAUCAUUACUACAAUCUCCAAUUAAUGCAUGGGCCAAGGUUAAUAACCUGGACGAUUUACUUAUGUUUUCCAUAAAAAAAUCAGAUGAUUAUGAAUCAUGCAAUGAUCCUCAUGUAGAGGCUCUUGACUUCCUUCAACUGGAAUAUAAACCGCCAUAUCCAGUCAACAUCAUAAUAUCUUCAAACGUGCUCGACAACUAUUAUAAAAAGAUUUUCACACUUUUAUUACGUAUUUUACGUAUGGGAUCCGUUGUACGACAUAUUUUUAAAUUAUCUCAUAAUCGCUACUUAUAUUACGACAAUGCCAAUAAUGAUUACAAUGAUAGCAAGUUGAUUCAUAUUUUUUGUUUCCGAUCACAACAAUUUAUUGCCGCUUUAAAUGGCUAUGUUUUUGACAUUGUUAUUUCUUCCACAUGGUCAACUUUAAUGAAAAGAUUGAAUAAAAUUGCAAAAGCAUCAAAAUUUGAGUCACCACAAUCGCCACAAUCACAUAAAGAAUUUUGUGAAAACGAUAACAUGGAUAUUGAUGCCAAUAAUGAAGAAUUAACAUCAAAAAUUAAUCCUGAUUCUGAUAUAUACGAUCAAGAACAUAUAAUAAAAGAUUUAAAUGAAAUCCUAUCAGUCAUUUUAUCAUUUGCUAGAACGUUACGACAUAGAAGGUUUCGUAAUUACAGUGAACAACAGAAACAAGAAUAUUGGAGCACAAUUAACUCUUUAUAUGAAAAAUUUAUAUUAUAUACAUCGAAUUUUGUAAAUACAUUAAAGUCAUUGGAUGAAAAAGGAACUAGAUACUCGGAUUUUUAUUUUCAAUUACUUGUCAGUAAAAUUGCUAGAAAUUAA
Messenger RNA from Entrophospora sp. SA101, 2547 nucleotides. Lineage: Eukaryota; Fungi; Glomeromycota; Glomeromycetes; Entrophosporales; Entrophosporaceae. The record is from the annotation of a GenBank genome assembly.